Messenger RNA from Pogonomyrmex barbatus (red harvester ant), 2212 nucleotides. RefSeq names its product RNA exonuclease 5 (gene Rexo5). Gene Ontology annotation, cellular component: nucleus. The record is from RefSeq and is a predicted model, not a curated record. Gene Ontology annotation, molecular function: nucleic acid binding; exonuclease activity. NCBI's taxonomy places the organism in Eukaryota, Metazoa, Arthropoda, Insecta, Hymenoptera, Formicidae.
CUAAACUUUCUAUUCUUGCUUUUAUAAAACUACAAAUAUAUAUCUAUUUCAUUUUAAGUAUAAGUGUAUACUAGUUUAGCUACAAUAGAUCAAAUUUUUUCCUUAUUCGAGAUCUCGGAUCGAUUUCUAGCAUCGUGGACACAAGAUUUUAAGUGUAGAAAGCGUAAAAUUAAAAGUGCUGUUUCGAAAAGCAGACAAUUUUUUUCCUAAAAUAACCAUGCGUUUUCUAACCUAAAAAUUUACACGUUUCAUGCCGCUUACACGUGUUGUGUUUAUGCUAUAACUGUUAUUAAUACUGGUAAAUCGGAAUAAUGUUAAAUCUUUUGAACAGAUUUAAACAGUUUUUCUACAAAUUAGCAUUGCAUGAAAGCUUUAGUAAAACUGUCUAUUGGUGCCAAACUAAAGUUUUAAUACUUAAUUAAUUUGAAUGGAGAUACAUUAUGUCAUCCAAGAACUUUCAAACAAAUAAAAACCAUAUUUAUUUAUUAAAUAAUGUAAAUUGUCUUAUUAUAAUUUAUUAAAGAAAUAAAUUAUGGGACUUACCUCAAAACAAUUACAACGAUUAGAAAAGAAGAAAGCAAAAAUGGCAGCACUUUUAGAAAUCACUAGACUCAAUGACAGAGAUAAAGAAGCAAAAUUACAAGUUUUGAAACAGACAAUAGUCGGCACUGAUGAAUUCAAUAAUCCAAACAUCAACAUUAAUAUACCAGAAGACAAUUCUAAUCGUAAACGAUCUUGUGAAAAAGGUUUAGAUGAUAUAUGUUCUGAACCUAAGAAAGGAGAUAAAAUUCCCAUUGAAUCAGAAUUACAGGAUAAUAGUAAAAAACCUAGUACAAUAGAAGGCAAUCAUUUGGUUUUAGGAUAUGGUUCUUUAGAAACAGCUCUGCAAAUGAAUGGAAAUGUCAUAAGAUUACUAAGAAGCGUUUUUCCGAUGCAUUCAAGUAGCGAUGUGAAAUGUACAAAAGACUCCACCUUGCCAACUACUGAUAAAUUUUGUAGAACGAAGCUUCUCUUAUCGUUGUGGCAAAUGGUGGAAGAAAACUAUCCUGUACCUCUAAAAGGAACAUUAGCAGACAGAUACAAUUCGUACAUAUUAACAAAAGAUGUUUAUGAGGAAGCCACAUCAACAUCGCCAAUGUUUAGCUUAGAUUGCGAGAUGUGCCUGACCACAACUGGCAAUCUAGAACUUACCAGAAUAAGUAUCGUAGAUGAGAGUAUGAAUGUUAUUUACGAUAGUCUAGUGAAACCGAAGAAUACAAUAACGAAUUAUUUGACUCAGUACAGCGGUAUUACUGAGGCCAUGUUACAUGACGUUACGGUUACAUUGCAUGAUGUUCAGCAGACGUUAAGGACAUUACUCCCUCCAGACGCAAUUCUCGUAGGACAAAGUUUGAAUUCUGAUUUACAUACGUUAAAAAUGAUGCAUCCUUACAUCAUUGAUACUUCUGUGAUAUUCAAUCUUACUGGGGACAGGUAUAGGAAAACGAAAUUGCAGAUUUUGGCGCGUGAGUUCCUUGGGGAAAGUAUUCAAAACGAUAAAAAUGGACAUUGUUCGACAGAGGACUCGAAAGCUUCUAUGAAAUUGGUAAAGUUAAAAUUGGCGAAUAGCGUGGAUUAUGGGGAUGCCGUGUUGCUUGGUGAUCGCAGCAUAAAAGUUUUGAAAAUGGAAAUGACCAGAGAUAAGACGAAGCAGGCAUCGAAGAAAACAGAAAUAAAAAAAUAUGCUACAUCGAUAUUUAAUCAUAUAACGAAAAAUAAGGGCACCGCCGCCAUCAUAGGUAGUAAUGAAGUAAUGUCCGAAUAUUCCAAGUAUCUAACAAAUUCAUCUCUUAAUAUCAUGGAUGAUGAAAAUUUCGCAAAAGAUGAUCAAGUACGUCUCGUGAUAGCUAAUGAUGAUGUACACGCUGUAGAUCGAACCGCCGAAAUAGUGAUGGAGCAUGCCUUUGUAUUAUGCCACGUAAAAGUUAAAGAGGAGCAAUUAAAAGAUGAACAUAUAGAAGAAACAUUUCACACUGUGAACAAGUGGAUUCAUAAAGUUUGGCAAUACAGUGCGAUAAAUAGUCUUGCGUGCGUGAUAUUUGGUGGACAAAAUAAUAGCGCAAAUGGUACUUGUUUCUUAAAUAUCAAAACAGAGAUAUCGCCGAACAUCGUAAUACGAGCUUAAAAAUGCUAAUCAUUGAACCAUCAUAAAUUAUGUAAAAAAAGUAAUAUG